Anopheles darlingi is the source of this 5482-nucleotide messenger RNA. RefSeq lists its product as uncharacterized. Lineage: Eukaryota; Metazoa; Arthropoda; Insecta; Diptera; Culicidae. The coding region runs from base 218 to 4084 and encodes 1288 amino acids. The transcript has 5 exons. Gene Ontology annotation, biological process: regulation of transcription by RNA polymerase II. The record is from RefSeq and is a predicted model, not a curated record.
AGUGCUGUCUCUAACACAGCAGCAAGCAGCAAGCUCGUGCGUGUUUGCUGGGCCGCGCUGCUAAAUUCGCCGCUAAAAUAGUAUAUUUCGGAAUAUAUAUUCUAUUAUUGCAGUCCAGUUGUUCUUUUUAUGUUCGUGAGUGGUUCGUGCGUGCGGUGUUCGGUUGUUGUGUCUUCUGGAAAGACUGGGUCGCUUCCACAAAAGCGGUGGUCAAGAAAUGCGAAACACGACCAAGCGGCGACUGCAGCAGGGUGGCGGUAGUAUCACAACACAAACACUCCUCGACUUCGAUCUCGGCGAGUCAUCCUCGGACUCAGAUUUUCGCAUCGAGGACCACGAGGACGAGAGCGACGAUUGUUCGCUUGGCUCUAAGGAGGACUACGGCAAGGAUGACGACGACGACGACGAUAAUGACGACGAUGAUGAUGACGAUGACGACGAUGAUGAUGACGACGAGGACGAUGAGGGAGAGGACGAGAACGGAAACGAUAACAACGACGACGAGGACGGGAGCGACGAUGGAGAACUGCAACAGCACGGCGGUGGCAAGUCGAAGAUCGGGGCGAAGGAUGAUGUCACCAUCGCCGUACCCCGUGAAUCAAAAAAUGGAAUAGCGGAUGAUGAUGGAGCGGAAGCAGGACAAUCACAGGACGCUAGGACAAUGGUGACGGCGAGGGCCGCAGCACCAGUAGUGAGCCUGCCACCGGAGCGAGACGCCGCGAUCCAGAAGCUGCUCAGUAAACCGAUCUGCUGUGCCUGCCUCGGCGAUCGCAGCGACGACCAGAAUGAGAUCGUCGAGUGCGACGGGUGUGGUGUAACGGUGCACGAGGGUUGCUAUGGCGUUAGUGAGAGCACCAGCAUCAGCAGCACCGUUUCCUCGUGCUCGACUGAGCCGUGGUUCUGCGACGCGUGCAAGGCGGGCGUGGAGAACCCGGACUGCGAGCUGUGUCCGAACAAGGGUGGCAUCUUCAAGGAGACGGAUGUGGGUAAAUGGGUGCAUCUGGUAUGCGCACUGUACGUGCCGGGUGUGGCGUUCGGCGAGGUGGACCAGCUGUCGUCGGUCACGCUCUUCGAGAUGCCGUACAACAAGUGGGGUGCUAAGACGUGCAGCCUCUGUGAGGAUGCUCGACUGGCUCGUACCGGUGUGUGCAUCGGCUGCGAUGCGGGCAUGUGCAAAACCUACUUCCACGUGACCUGCGCGCAAUAUAUGGGCUUCCUGUCCGAGGCGCACUCGGAGGAGGCGGAUCAGGCUGAUCCGUUCUACGCGCACUGUCGGAUCCACUCGGACAAGACGCUAAUCAAGCACCGAAAGCGUAAUUACAACGCAAUCAAGGUGAAGGCGAUGCAUCGGCGACAGUCGGCGGCGGAGGAGUCGGGCCGCGGGCAGAAACCGUCGCCUGAGCAGCUGCGCAUCGAGCGGAAGCUGACCAAGCACCGGCGGCGCUACGUGUCGAAUAAGGAAACCAAGAACGCACCGUGGGUGCCGACCCAGAAGAUGCCCCGACUACUGAUCACCAGUGCGACAGCAUGCAAGAAGCUGCUACAGAAGGCGGAACUAAUGGGACUGGAUGUGGCGGCGAUCGAGUUUCAGGAGGCGCAGAUGGCGACCCUUCACGAUGUGCGCAAGAAGUGGCACAUCGCGCCAGCAUUUAGCGUCGAAUUCAUCGGCUACUACCUCGACCGCUCGAUCCGGUUGGGCGAGAUGAAGAAGCACCUGCAGGAGCAGAUGGUGCUAAAUAAGCUACUGCUCGGUAAGCAGCAACUGCUGCGAACCAUGUACGACCGUGCAGUGGUUCGAAACCAGGAGGCAGUGCGGAAGGGUGAGUCAUUACGCGACUCCAUCAACAGCCUGUAUGCCCAUUUGCUGGCUCUCUGCCCGAACAAGACGCUGGUUCCGAUUGAGCUGAUUGGAAAACCACCACUAUCACCACCUUCCCCGGUUGCAGUAGCACCCGUUACACUGCCCGUAGCGACGCCAGUACCGGCGAUAGCCUCACAACAUGCCAAGACACACCCGGUCGGCGUGUCGGGUGGAUCACCAUUAGCCGGAAGUGCAGCACCUUACAGCAAGAGCGUCGUCAUUAAUGCACCGUCAACGUCCGGGGGUCUCUGCACUACGACAACCACAGCCACCCGCACGAUGAGCGUACCGACGGCGGCUGCACUCAAAAUGGGUGUUGGAUUUCCGCUUCAAAAUCUAAUGGUUCCGGGAAAAAGGGACGACACGGGACGCAUCCUGAGCACGCAGUGUAAGCAACAGCAGCAACACCAGCAUCAGCAGCAUCAGCAGCAACAGCAACAGCAACCGAACGGCGACGAGCUCCUGAGCGAGUGUGGCAUCUGCAAGCGGUGUACCGAUCAGCAUUUGCUGGCCAAAUGUGACACGUGCCAUCUGCACUAUCACCUUGGUUGCCUCAAUCCACCCUUGACGCGUCACCCCAAGAAAUCCAAGCUGUACGGCUGGCAGUGUUCGGAGUGCGACAAGUCGGACGACUCCAACCCGGAGACGGUGAUUCUGCCGAAGGCACCGCGCAAAUCGCGUACUCGCUACUCCAAGGAUGGCACCAUCGUGCCAUACGAUCUGUGCUACGAAGGUAGAACCGCGGAUAGUCGCGAAGGAUCGUUUCUGUCACGAUCCGAUCCACCGUACGCUCCCAGCACCAAGAAGCAACCCAUCAAAGCGACGGGUGAAGCUAGUGGAGGAGCGGGGCAACUCGACAGCGUCAGCACCGGUGGUAGCACGACAACCUCACCAGAAACACCUAUCAAAUCGCCCGGCAAGCGUGGGCGCAAGCGGAAAGUGUUUGAUCUGGAAACGAUCACUACCAUCUGCGGACCGCAGCAGCCGGUAGUGGUAGCCGAGCUUCUGCCACUACUAGCGGUAUCGGUACCGGAUACUGCAAAACCGAGGCCGGAAUCGGAGCAGCAGGGCAUCGCGACGGAGGAUACAAAGCUGGAGCGACCGUCGUCCGACGAUGACAAGCGGGUGCCACCGACAACGGCCUCGGCGGUAGUAGUGAGCGAUGAGGAGGAGGUCACCGCUGGCAGGAUGCAUGCUUCGGACGGACGGGGCCAGACAGAUGCACCAAAAGCAUCGGUUACAGGCGAGGUAGGUUCUACCACCUCUACUACGGUACCGCCAUUUGCAUCGCCCUCGCAGUACGAUCUGUGCCCCGGUGACGACGAGGAUGAAGAAGAUGACGAAGAGGACGAUGCUGGUGGUACGCAAGGGGGACCGAAUGGUGGCGUACGAGACCUCGUGCCGUUUACAGCAGCAGCCCCAACAACACAGACACCGGGUGACAAUGGGACUACUGCCUGCGACCGAGAGCCAUCCGCAGCAGUCGUGGAUGGAUUGACUGGCUUCUCGAGUCAUCAUAAGCACAGCAAGCGCCGUAAGGAGAAACACCGAAACCGGUCUCCAACCGACGAACGAAUCACUUCCAAGGAACAUCACAAGCGCAAGCGGAAACGCAAAAACCAUCAUGAUUCGCGCGAAGACCUAGCCAGCACCGCCAGCAACAGCUACAUUGAUGGCGCCUACGGCGAAUGUCGACCGCGUAUCAAAAUCAAGAUUAAAUCCGUCUUCGAUGGUUCCAACAUGCACACGACGGAGAUCUAUUACGUUCGCAAUGAUACACCAGCGGAAGAUGCCUCCAUCAACGACCUUUCGGCCGACUUCUCCUCGUUGGUGCCCCCACAGAUUCCAGAAAACGACUUGGCCGAUUCCGAGGUGUACGGUGGGCCAACCUCGGAGAUACUACCGAAUGCCCGGAUAGUUUUACCAAUUGAGGGUCCAAUUCGUGCAGUGGGCGGGCGAGCACGCGGGAAGCAGCGUGACCUCAGUGCUCGCGCCAAUGCGCCCACCUCGGUCGGUGCCACCGGAUACGGGACGCCAAUCAGCGACGAAUCUGUGUGUGACGUAUGCCAGGCACCCGGCACCUCGAGCAACAUUGUGCAGUGUGACGAGUGUCACAAGAACUAUCAUUUUGGAUGUCUGGAACCGCCACUUAAGAAAACACCUAAGCGCCGCGGUUACUCAUGGCAUUGUGCCGAUUGCGACCCAACGGAUAUCGAGAGCUAAGACGUGACCGGCAAUACGUAGUUCAACCGCUCAUCAUCAUCACCGAAAGAGUAUUGUCCGGUUGGGACCUUUAGCCGUCUUAAACGGUUUCGUAUAUAGAUGGGAGUUUUUAUGAUUAUGCUUUUAGGGGUUCUAACCAGCAGUUGGAUGUGCUAUGUAUUAAUCUUAUUAUGCUGCCAUUUUCACUAGAAUAGCGUUAUCUUCAUUACAUAAGGUAGGAAUGUUUGCUACAUUCAUUCUAUCAAUUAUGCGUGAUAAGGACCUUAUAUUAUCCACUUUUGAUAUAUUUUUUAUAAUUUUUAUAUUUUGUUAUAUACUAUACCAAUCUCAACUACAACCGAUGAUACAACAAUGUUGAUUGUACACGGUAGGGAUCUUAUUUGAUCCAUUUUUUUUCAAAAUCUGCUAUAUUUUGUAAAUAUUAAUUAUUGACUACAUCGCUGAAUCGUUAAAGACUGAUCGUCUUCACUUUCGUAAUUAAAUUAUGUUCUUUGAAUUGUAAAGGGAUGAUGGAUUGUGUGGAGCAGAACAUUAGAAUAUUUUGUGAAAGAAACGAAUGUAGUUUGAAACGAAAAAACUAGAAUUAUACAGAACAUUGCGCAUACAUUCAGCGAUAUUUCGUUAGAUCUUCCAGGCAAUCAAUCCAAUGAGGUAUCAAAGAAUAGCUGUAGUACUUCAGAAAUCUUGCCACCAGAUGGAGUGGUCUUUCUAUUAUGGCGACUAGAACAGACAGAUUAGAUUCCGCACGGGUCCUUUAUAUGAUUUUCCAUAUUUUUCUACGCUUUGGUCAUGUAUUUUUUUAAAUCAUUUUCUCAACAAAACAAUAGCAUAGCGCCUAUCAAGCUGUAUGCAAUACACUGCUGCGAGUUAGUAGCAUAAUAGUUCGUUCGAAUUUCUAUAUGAAGUGAGCUUUGACUAAGUAUAGUCCGCCGCAUUACUUAUCCUCAUUAGCGAGUAUCGAAACUAAAGGAUCUGUGCUCGCAAAAGCAGGCCCUCUCGGAUCGUCCUGUUAAAGUUGUUGUGUGAAUAACAUGGAUUAAAUUGACGAGACAUAAGCAAUUGAUAAAGCCGUAGCAGUAGGCUUGUUUAUUGAUCUAUGAUCAAGGGAUGAACCGAUUUUCUCGAAAAUCCGUUUUUGCUACAAUACUAAUUUCAACAGUUUACACAACGAAUUAUGUUAAUGUCAGGACAGAAAUAUAUUAAGAAAAAAAGAGAGAGAUAGGAAGGGAGAGAGAGAGAGAGAGAGAGAAAGAGAGAAAGAGAGAGAGAGAAACGGAAUCAUUUACAUUCAGUCAACCAAAUAGCUAGGGGCAUGUCGUACAUGUUGACGUAGCGAAAGAUGCACGGAGCUAAAAUUUAAUCGAAUUGAAGAACUGGUAAUAAAAGAGGAAUUUUCUU